This is a messenger RNA of Durio zibethinus, 3447 nucleotides long. Its product is annotated as glycine-rich domain-containing protein 1-like. Lineage: Eukaryota; Viridiplantae; Streptophyta; Magnoliopsida; Malvales; Malvaceae. The record is from RefSeq and is a predicted model, not a curated record.
ACGCCAAAAUUUAAUUUCUUAUAAUAUAAAAAAAAUCCUUAUCAAUGAUAUACCAAUAUUUGUUUAUUUCUGAAUUUGUUUUCUUCCACAAUUUCCAAACAAAAGAAAAAACAUGGAAAGUGCAUUGAGAGAAAUAAAAAGAAUUGAAGCAUAUUUACUUUUCAUAUUUAACUCGGCAUAGAAGCCAACUUGAAAUACAUUUCUUUCCAGGCGGUUGCCUGACUUUUCUUUCCGGUGGGAAUUAAGAGAUGGAAAUGGAAAAAGAGCAAGAAUUGGAAUGGGUUGAGGCGCAAAAGAUAGAGGUAAGCUUGGACCUUGCGGCUGCAGCCAAGAAGCAGCUUGAAUUUCUUGCUGCUGUGGAUAGGAAUCGUUGGCUCUACGAUGGUCCUACUCUCCAAAGAGCUAUUUACAGGUACAAUGCUUGCUGGCUUCCCUUACUUGCCAAAUAUUAUAAGGAAGAGAUUUUGGAAGGGCCUCUGGUUGUUCCUCUCGAUUGUGAAUGGAUUUGGCAUUGUCACAGGCUAAAUCCAGUUCGUUACAAGACUGACUGCGAGGAACUUUAUGGGAGGAUCCUUGACAACUCUAAUGUUGUAUCUUCUCUUGAAAGCACAUGUAAAAGGAAAACAAAAGAAAUUUGGAGUAGACUUUAUCCAGAUGAACCUUAUGACUUUGACUUGACCAAAGCAUUAUCUGAAAAUGCCUCUGAAACACUUUCUGGACUUGAAAAGCACACUAAAUAUGAUCUAAUUUCAGCUGUUAAAAGACAGAGUCCUUUCUUUUAUCAGGUGUCCAGAGCCCAUAUGAACAAUGAUAUCUUUAUUGAAGGAGCUGUAGCCAGAUAUAAGGGUUUCCUUCAUCUUAUCAAAAGAAAUCGAGAGAAGUCCAUAAAGCGCUUUUGUGUUCCAACUUAUGACAUUGACCUUAUUUGGCACACCCACCAGUUGCAUCCUGUCUCUUACUGCAAAGAUUUGAAUAAAGCACUUGGCAAGAUAUUGGAGCAUGAUGAUACAGACUCAGACAGAACUAAGGGGAAAAAACUUGAUGUUGGAUUUUCUGGCACUACUAAACAGUGGGAAGAGACUUUUGGCAUAAGGUACUGGAAGGCAGGGGCCAUGUAUAGAGGGAGUUCUCCAUCUCCCAUAUCGGCCAUUUCUUGCAUUCCUGACAUUUUGACUAAGGAAUUACAUUCCACAAAUGAGUUUCCGAAAAUUAUUAAGCUUCCUGAGAUGAGGGUUUUAGAGGUCCUUUUGGAGUUUGUAGGAGUUAAGAACUUGCCACAUGAGAAAAAGGGAAACCAUUUUGUCUUGUUUAGUAAAACCCAACCUGAUGUGUUCUUUAACACUAAGCAGAAACUGACUAUUUUAUCUGAGUCUGGGCAGAAACAAGUUGCUUCAUUUCAGUGUGAACCUACAGGCGAACUGCUUUUUGAACUUGUAUCACAUUCAGCUUCCAAUAUACCAGGAAUAAAGAAGUUCAAAACUUUAGGUGCUGCUUCACUCUCUAUACGAGAGUUUCUAGUUCCAGUUUCUAAACUUGCUGUGGAGAAAUGGUUGGACUUAGUGCCCACUUUAGGAAAUGGAUCUUCAAAACCAAUUUGCCUGCGUGUUGCUGUUUCAUUUACAGUUCCUACAAUAGCACCGCAUGUACUUCACAUGGUUCAAUCCCGUCCUUUUUCAAAAGUUUCUUGUUUCCAACUUCCUCUAGCUGGAAAAGUCCCAGCUGGUAAGACUUGCACAAGUGUCAUUGAUGAAACUCAAGCUGAGGUGAUAAGACUCCAAAUGAGAGAAUCUGGAAAGCCAAAGAUGAAAGAAAACUGCCGCUCAAGGAAGCAAGUAAUUGGUAUCACAAAGCAUGGUGAAACACAUGUUGUAGCAGAGCUUCUUGGGACUCAUUGGUCUUUGAUGGAUUCUGAAUGUGUCCUUCAGAAUACAGAAGAAGUUAGUAAAAAUGGUCAUCUCUUUGAUCUCAAAGGCAAUAGGAUGGUAAAGGUUUUUCUUGGCAGAAAACUGGAUUAUGAGCCCAAACAUCGUGAGAAGCAGAGGAAUGAAGGUGACUUUAUGACUGCAGUUGAAUUUUCUGCAGAACAUCCAUAUGGAAAAGCAGUUGCAUUGCUUGACUUAAAAUCUGGAUGUCUGAGGGCAAAGGAGGAAUGGUUCGUUUUGCCUGGAUUGAUAUCAGCGUUUAUACUUUCUCAUAUUUUAAAGAGGAAAGGACACAUUGGCUUGACCAUUGAUGGCAAAAGUACGAAAGAGAUGGACAGUGCAACACAGAAGGAAAAUGUUGAGAAUGACCAGCAUGACAACCUGACUGCCUCCAUAGAAACUGAAGUCAAUUCAGACAAUGACGUGACCUUAGAAAAUACAAUGAUACCCAAAAAAGAUGGUUCAUGCAGGGAUUAUGGAGGUGAGAAAGGAAAUGCAGUAAAAAGUGGUGGUUGGCUUGGUUGUGGUGCAGGCUGUGUAAACAUGGUGAAGAGUAGUGGCUGUGGUGGUUGUGGAAGCAUGGUGAAUAGCAGUGGCUGUGGUGGUGGGUGUAGUGAAGGUUGUGGAACCAGGGUGAGGAACAGUGGCUGCGGCGUUUGUGGUGGGUGUGGCAGUGGCAACAAUAUAAAAACUAGUGGUGAAACCGGAAAUUUGGUAGAAAGUAAUGGGUGUGAAAAUCCCCCAUACAUGGAGGAGGCUAUAAAAGCUUGAUGUCUGUGGAAGUAAAUAUUAGCAAGUAUUCGCUGCAUCUUGAUGUUAUCCUAGCAAGUUUUGCAUGACUCGUGCACAGCACUUGUCCAGGAAAUAAUUGCAUUUAGUGAAGUCUGUGUCCUUACAUUGUUUCUGUUUCUUCUGAUUCUCAAUUUGGUAUAUAGUUUCCUACAACAAUAAACGUCCUUGGGGAGUGUAUUACAAUACCCUGUGAUACUACUAUCCAAAAGUUCUAGUUAAUGGUGAUUUUCAGUGAUUAUCUAAUCUGCUAUUUCUCUUUGAAUUUGAAGUCCUCUCAUGAUUUUAAAAGCUUCGUACCCUUUUUGUAAUAAUGAAACUCAGCAUAAAGUAUGCAUUUUUAAUGUAGAACUUCUGUACAAUGAAGCAUGACAAUGGCUCUUAUUGCGCCAGCAAAGCAAGUGUUCUAUGCCACUUCUUGUUCAUUUUCAACUUGCCUUGCUAUGAAGGUAAGCAAUGUAGAGAUGUUUGUGACAUAAGUAACAUGAAAAGGAGUUGUAAUUAUUAGCAAUUGCAGUGCAGUUAAGGUUGGUUUAGGUCAAGGUUCAAAUUCCUUAACCCCUUUGAUCUUAGUUUAAUUGUAACCUCUUUGAUUUUUGGACUUCAGCUCAAUUGACAAUGUCCUCACUUUUUAAAGAUGAGAAUGUCGUUGAUCUAAAAUUCAAUUCCGUUACUUACAAUCUUGCUUGACCAUUUUCACUUCAUCAGGAUGCAGUCUUCAUGUCAGAGCUCAUAA